GGAGAGAACAAUUUCCUCUCCAAAAAGGUGGACGCGCUUUUCCCUGAAGAAGAAGUAGUAGAAGAAGAAAGCAGCUGAGAACCAGGUGGAGUCAGAGUAGGUGAAGCUCCAGGAGAAGCCAGACAAAGUCAAACUGGAUCUUACAGGGACGAAGAAGGAGGCGUCGGAGUCGCAGGGGAAGUGGGAAAAAGGGAGCCCAGAAGAGCAGGAAGAAGAGCGCACUCCCACCCCCUCAUUACCAAGCAGCUCCCAUAUGACCAUGACCCCCGGGGAGCAGCUUCCCUCAGCCCAGCUCCAAGCCCUGCUGAUGAGAGCCGUGAAGGGUCUGACGACACCCACCCUGGAGCGAUUUCAAGCCGCCGAGGAAGAGCUGAGGACCAUCGUGUCUCUACACGGAGACAAGAUGGAGAGAGUUGGAGACGUCGUGGGACGCAUCUUAAUCUGGCUGGACAACGUCUGUCAUCCCAGAGCCAGAAAAGCAGCGCUGAGGGCCACGGCCUUGCUGGCUCGUUCCCACCCCCAGGACGUGGUUCUGAGCUGUGUGGCGCACACGCUGUCCUCGGACAGAUGUGCCAUUGAGCUGUGGAAGGCCUUGGGGGAAGAACCACAGCUCCCCAGGGAGGUGCUGUAGCAGCUGCUGGACAAG
Mauremys reevesii (Reeves's turtle) is the source of this 646-nucleotide messenger RNA. Its product is annotated as maestro heat-like repeat family member 5. The coding region runs from base 254 to 631 and encodes 125 amino acids. The transcript has 5 exons. Lineage: Eukaryota; Metazoa; Chordata; Testudines; Geoemydidae. The record is from RefSeq and is a predicted model, not a curated record. Gene Ontology annotation, cellular component: cytoplasm.